This is a messenger RNA of Malaya genurostris, 611 nucleotides long. RefSeq lists its product as uncharacterized. Lineage: Eukaryota; Metazoa; Arthropoda; Insecta; Diptera; Culicidae. The record is from RefSeq and is a predicted model, not a curated record. The coding region runs from base 219 to 575 and encodes 118 amino acids. The transcript is spliced from 3 exons.
UUGGAAUAGUUGUGUUAUGUUUCAUAACGUUCAGGGAAACGGAGACUAUAGGAAACAGCACUUAUCAUACAUCCGAUGACAAUUGUCGCAGUCCACCACAGGGAGUGAAUUUAUCCACCUGUUGCAAGGCACCAAUUCCUUUUGAUGCCGAGGUGUUGGCGAAAUGUCAAACUGCACAGUUAAAGUGGAUAUCGAAUAAAAGCAACGGCAAAUCAGACAUGUGCGGUUCCGAGUGCAUCAUUGCCCAAACGAAAGAUAUAUCGAAAUUUUUCACCACCAUAACACUCGGAUCUCCUGUACUUUGGUUAGAAUGGCUUUCGAUGUAUUUCACCUCAUUGAGCUACUGUACUUUGAACAAAAACUAUUGGGAGCAUUAUUUCACUAUCGCAGUAGGCAGUAAUGCAACGACAGUUGAUGUUUGCGAGGUGGAUUUACUGGCUGUGGCAGAUUGCAUAAGCAAAAACACUUUUCUAACAUGCCCGAGUCGCAACGAAAGUAAGGAGUGCAUGGCGGCAGUCAGUUUUUUGAGUAACUCUUGUUUGUACAGUGAUCUGAUAUCCCGUAAUUUCUCCUAACAAGAAUUGAAGUUUAAUAAAAUUUUCGGAUUGUUA